Molecule: messenger RNA, 1221 nt
Organism: Paraglomus brasilianum
Lineage: Eukaryota; Fungi; Glomeromycota; Glomeromycetes; Paraglomerales; Paraglomeraceae
Source: the annotation of a GenBank genome assembly
AUGAAAUUUAAAGCUUUAAAAAAUGUUGAUGGUCCUGUUCUAGCCUCUUAUACUGGCCCAGUUCCGUCCGACUCUCAGCAUUACAAAGUCUUUAAAGGCCCUAUAAUAAAAAAUUCCAAAACUGCAAAGCGCUUUAUUAUAGCCGAGGAUGAACAUGUCGAUUAUGUUGCAGAAACUUCCGAUAACGAUGACUCACAGUGUGAAUACAUGGCCGGUAUAUACAAUGAACGUACAAAAACGUUAGAGUUUAUGAAAGUACCACUUUGCGAAUUCGGUGUCAGAGUCAAGAGGGCGAGAAUCGACAAACCUGAAGAAGAGCAACUGAACUCAGGCAAACAGUGGGACCGUCUUGCUCUUGAAUUUGGCUCCGCUAAAGCAAGAAAACGCAUCAAAGAUAAACGUCUAUACUCGAUCGAUGAAGCAGACCUCGAGAUUGCUCGUACUCAAUAUCUUCCCAAGUUAGCUGCCGAAGUCGCAAGCAAUCCUCGCACACGAGGGCAAAAUUCGGAUAAACAAGGUGCAAAGAAAUUUGAUCCACGUCCUCCGUAUAAUAAAGAUGCAUCGACUCCGGCAGAGGUGUACAAGUUAGAAGACGUCAUUCCUGAUUUGGGUGAUGUCGACGUUGUCCCCUUGUUCAAGGCAGCAAGUAGUGAGGCGCGAAUGGCUUUAAUCCCGAUUGCUUCACCCUACAUGAAAACUCAUCUGUCCUCUGCCAUUGCUGCCGACGAUGUUCAGAAAACAAAGAUUAUACUUUAUUUGACAUACUUGAUUGCAUUCUACAGAAUGGGAGAAGAAGGACAGAUUCGGUCUAGAAAUUUUGUGGAAAAAGAACUCAAGACUGCUAGCAAGUCGUUAAUAGACAGCCUGUAUCAUAAUUUUAGUGAAACUCCCGCCGGCAUGCGUACCAGAGCAAUGUUCACAAAACGAGCCAGCGCCAAGUUGUUGUCGUAUAUAUGUAUCAUUUGCCUAAUCGUUGACAAUUUCAGGGUUGAAUUUGGACAGCUUGCUACUGAUCUUCAGAUCCAAAAGGCCAAACUUAGUAGAUUCUUUAAGAAUGUCGGAUGCACAGUCGAAACUCUCACAAAAGCCGAACGAGAAAAGUUGGGUGUCAGUUACCGAUACGCAUCAGAACACAAAUUCGCUGUGCUUCGGAUACCAUUUACUAUUCCUGAGCAGCAAUCCCGAAAGGGUACGAGCAGGAAGACAUUCGCCAAUGCGUGA